Molecule: messenger RNA, 606 nt
Organism: Fusarium redolens
Lineage: Eukaryota; Fungi; Ascomycota; Sordariomycetes; Hypocreales; Nectriaceae
Product: Nitroreductase-like protein
Exons: 2
Coding region: 1-606 (201 amino acids)
Biological process (GO): cellular response to oxidative stress
Source: RefSeq, a predicted model, not a curated record
AUGGCCGACAAAUUUCUAGCCGAGAUCAAAAGCCGCCGAACUUGUUACUCGGUCGAGGCCGAAUCCCCAAUCAGUGAUGCUCGUAUUGUCGAAAUAGCCCGGGAGGUGGUCAAACACACACCCAGUUCCUUCAAUUGCCAGUCUACUCGUCUGGUAGUUCUUCUCAAAGACGAGCACGUCAAGUUCUGGGAUAUGGCAAAGGAGUGCUUCAAGGCAACUAUGAAACCAGACAUCUACAUAGAAUAUGAGAAGAAGUUGCUACAACGGCAGGCGGGAUACGGAACAGUACUACUAUUUGAAGACUUGGACGUUGUUAGAGAAUACCAGGCCAAGUUCCCUCGAUUCUCAACACAUCUCUUGCAAUUCUCUGAGCACAACAAUGCCAUGCAGACUUUCAAUCUUUGGACUGCAUUGUCUCUUGAGGGGCUUGGGUGCAACUUGCAACACAUCAAUCCUAUCAUAGACCAAAGGCUUAUCGGACAUUGGGAUAUCUCACCACAGUGGUCGCUGAAAGCUCAGUUAGUUUUUGGCAAGCCGACUGGUGAAGCUUUACAUGACAAAACGUUCCUCCCAACAGAGGACCGGUUAUUUGUACAUGGGAUCUGA